AUGCAUUGCUCAGGAGAUGCCUUGAAUUCUGGAAGUGCUGGUGAACAGGACCCACCAUAUGAACUGGAGCGUCUGAGCAACCUAGUUGGUAAACCAUCUGAGAACCAUCCCCUGCACAAUAGUGGACUAUUGAGCCUAGAUCCUGUUCAGGACAAAACACCCCUUUACAGCCAACUUCUUCAAGCCUACAAAUGGUCAAAUAAGUUGCAGUACCAUGCCGGGCUAGCAUCUGGCCUUUUGAAUCAGCAGUCUUUGAAACGUUCAGCCAACCAGAUGGGAGUAUCUGCAAAACGCAGACCAAAAGCCCAGCCAACAACUCUUGUCUUACCUCCUCAAUAUGUUGAUGAUGUGAUCAAUCGCAUUGAUAGGAUGUUCCCUGAAAUGUCUAUCCAGCUAUCCCGGCCAAAUGGAACCUCGGCAAUGCUUCUG
Fulmarus glacialis (Northern fulmar) is the source of this 429-nucleotide messenger RNA. Its product is annotated as mediator of RNA polymerase II transcription subunit 27-like. The transcript is spliced from 4 exons. Gene Ontology annotation, biological process: regulation of transcription by RNA polymerase II. NCBI's taxonomy places the organism in Eukaryota, Metazoa, Chordata, Aves, Procellariiformes, Procellariidae. Gene Ontology annotation, cellular component: mediator complex. Gene Ontology annotation, molecular function: transcription coactivator activity. The record is from RefSeq and is a predicted model, not a curated record. The annotation marks the transcript as partial.